Messenger RNA from Strongylocentrotus purpuratus (purple sea urchin), 11242 nucleotides. RefSeq names its product thyroid receptor-interacting protein 11-like. NCBI's taxonomy places the organism in Eukaryota, Metazoa, Echinodermata, Echinoidea, Camarodonta, Strongylocentrotidae. The coding region runs from base 166 to 7770 and encodes 2534 amino acids. The record is from RefSeq and is a predicted model, not a curated record. Gene Ontology annotation, molecular function: small GTPase binding. Gene Ontology annotation, cellular component: Golgi apparatus. Gene Ontology annotation, biological process: endoplasmic reticulum to Golgi vesicle-mediated transport; Golgi organization. The transcript has 22 exons.
CUUCUUCAUCCAAGAACUGGCUAAUGUACGCUUCGCAAUACGGACGGAAUUAUGGACUUAAAAUGCGGAUUUUCAUUAUUCCAAUGAAAUAAUUUUUUACUGUGGCAAUAGAAAUGUUACACUUCGAAAUUAAAUAGAAUUGUGUUAGAAAUUUACGUUCUAAAGAUGGCGUGGUUCGGUGGAAAUCUGAAGAAUUUGACUGAGAAUCUGACCGGCCAGUUAUCGAAUGUAGCCACAUCAGCAGCAUCAUUCACACGGGAUGUUAUCGCGGAGGGCACCGAAGAAGUGGCCGAUCAGAGCACAGAGCUUCAGAUCUCAGAAGACAAAGUGAGACGUUGUGAAACAGCCAUCGUUGCACUGAGAGCUGAGAAUGAGAGGCUUGGGAGUAUUAAUGCAGAGCUGGAAGAGAAAGCCGAGGCCUCCGAGCUUCAGAUCAACAGCAUCUCAUCACAGUAUCGAUCUGUCUUGGUGGAAAAAGAGGACCAGGUGAAUUCUUUGAUCCAGAAGCAGAAUGAUCUGCAGACCCUUCACCACAGCAUGUUAUCCACCGCCGGGGACGGUGGGGGCAUGACUGCGGCAACGUCCACAUCGUCUCUGUCGGGUUCAGCCAUCAUGGCAGACAGUCACGACUUUGAUGAUGUGAUCUGGUCUCAGCAGGAGAUCAACCGUCUCUCCAAUGAGGUGGGAAGGUUGAGAGCAGAGUGCAGUCAUUGGAAAGAGAUGGCUGCUGGCAAACAGAAUGGAGAGAAGCCUGUGUUCCAGAUUGGUGAUGAUUCUUCACAAGGGGAGAUGGCAGAACUGAAAGCUAGGAUAAAGAGCUUAGAAGAAAAGCUAAGACAUAAAGAAGACGAGUCUCAGCACGAGUUAUCGGCCAUUCAAGACUCGCACUCUCACAAGCUCAAGACUUUGACCAAGAAACACAAGACUGAUGUUGAGGAUUAUGAGAGGAAGAUUGAAAGUCUGGAGAAGAUGGUCGGGUACAGGCAGAGCUCUUCUGACGGUGUUACGGAUGAUGGCAAUGAUCUACAGAAGAGAGUCUUGGAACUAGAAGAGCUUCUGCAUGAGACCCGUCAGCAGGUUGGACAGCUGGAAGAGUCCAACUACCAGCUAGAAAAGGAGAACACCCGCUUGACCGAAUCAGAUCGGGAUAAUACCAGGCUUGUCCAAACACUCAGACGUAAGGUGGACAUCCUAGACAAAGACAGGUCAAGGCUUGAGAGAGAGGUCAAAGGGCACACGGGGUCGGCCGCUGGUGAUGGGGACGUUGUUGCCAAUUUGAAGAAAGAUAAUGAAGAGCUGAAGCUUGAAGUGGAGCACCUCAUGAAAGUUGUAAACAGACAAGAGACGGAGCUGGAGGUCCUUCUAGGGUCGCACGAACAGGUCAGGGAAGAUCUUUAUGCCACUAAACAAAGACUGCUCACGGAACUGAAUGCCUCUCAUGCAAGCACCAGUGCAAUGCUAGAUGACAUUCAUAAUGCUGGGAGGAAGUUCUCAACCGAGGAAGCUCUGAGAAGAUCCAAGCUACUCAAAGAGAAACAACAGAUUGUUGAUAAGAUGAUAACAGCUGGACAAAAGAUGUCCGAGAGUAAGAAUACAGUCGCUACCUUAGAAGCAGCCACAUUGGAUAUCAGUGACCAGGCAGCCGAGAUCGUAUCCGAGAUCGGAUGCAGCCAACAUCAGGAGAUCACAGCUGACUUUGUUAGUAGUUUGGAGAAGGAGAAUGAUCUUCUAAAACAUCAUGUCUCUAGACUACAGAAUGAGAUUGAUGAGUUGAACCAAUCCUGUGAGACGCUAGCAGACGACAAACAGACAUGUGAGGCUCUCAUAACCAAUCUCAAUCAGAAGGUCAAAGAACUCUCAGGUCAGGACCCCCAGGGGUCGGAGCAACGACCUUCUGACCCCUCUCAGUCUGAAUCUGAGCUGACCCUUGUGACUGGUGAAAGUGACCUUGACAGUCUGCCCCAGGGAGGUGCGGAGGAUGGAGUUCAGGUCAGGAGACACAUCUCGUACCGCAGGCCACAGUCUCCCACGGACUCGAGCGUCGCAUCGGACCUGAGUUCAUCGGUCAGGGAAGGCUGGACGUCGGAGACGGAGCUGAGCAGCGAUGGAGGGUUCUUGACCGAGGGCAAGCAGUCAUUGCUGGAGAACUCUGAUGCUGUGAGCUUUGAUGGGGAAUACGAUGACUCUAUCAUGUUUGCUGGUAUCAAGGAGAAAUUCCCUGAAGCAGCAGAUGCAUUCAAGCAGCAGUUGAACCAGUUUGAGAUGGUGAGGGCUGACUGGGAGAUGGAGAAACAGGCUCUGGAGGAGGUAGUCAUUAGGAUGAGAGAUCAACUCAAAGAGAAAGAUCGCAUCCUUCAAGACAUGACGGCUGAAAAGGGUCUAAUGGUGGUUCAUAAAGAACAUAGUGAAGACCUGGAAGAGAAGGUAAAAGCUUUGCAAGACAACAAUGCUAGUUUACUGAGAGAGAAGGAAACCGGCAAAAGAGCAAAUGAGGAGAUGGCGGAGAAGCUCAAGAGGAUAGAAGGAGAGAAGAACGACCUUGAUGCUUCGAUAUCACAGAUAACCAAAGCUAAAGAUGGGCUUGAGAACAGACUUCAUGAAGUAGAAUCCAGAUACAGUGCAAUAGAAGAAGAUAUGGAGACUAGCAGAGGGGACAUGGAGCAGGAACUUAACAGAACGAGAGAGGAGAAAGAACAGUUGGAGACGGAUUUAAAUCAGCUAGAUGCCCAACACCAAACGGCUCUAGAACAGAUUAUCUCCUCCAGGGAUAAGCUGAUCCAGGAGAUUAAGGAGAAGGAAUCACAGAUCAUGGAUGUGAAUGACAAGCUUGCGAAGCAGAGUGCAGAGCUUGAGCAGUCAGCAGCGGAUAAAGCAGCUCUCGAGUACGAGAUGGAGGAGAUGAGAGAGGACUUGAGUGCAAGCAGAGCUGACCUUUUAGACUCGGAGCAGAUGAAACAAGAACAAGCCGUCGCCAUGACAACUCUGCGGACAAAGCUGCAAGCCAUGCAGGAUGAGCACAAUGAAUCGUUGAAGGAGUUUGAUGAGUUUAGGCGGGAAUCCGAGCUAAACGUCAGCCGACGUGCGGCUUCAAAGCAAGAGGUAGAGAAGCAGAGGCAGGCAGAUGAGACUGACCUUCCAAGCAGGGAGGAUCUCCAGUCACAAAUCUUGGGACUGACGGAAAAACUACAAAGCUUGCAAUCAAAGGAACAAAGUGGUGUCUCUCCGACUGAGAGUGUUGCCUACCUCGAGCAUGAGCUGUCAAGGACACACCAUGAGAUAGAGGAGCUGAACAAGAGCAUCGAUGAGCGCGAUGCUAAACUCCAGGAGAUGAACUCGAACCACUCUGAGCACUCCAAGCGUCUGGAGCAGAAGGCUGCCGAGGUGACUGCAUUGGAGACGGAGAAUGAAAGAAUCCAGGAGGAGGUCAAGUCACGGGACGAGGUGUUGACCAGGUCACACAGUGAGCUCAUGAAGCUUCAGGCUGACCUUGCAGCCAUCAAGUCAGGUGCCGAGAGACGCGAGAACGCGCAGGAGCAGGAGAGGACCCAGGCAGAACAGCUCCAGAAGACCUGCGAUGACUUGAAUGCUGAAUUAAACUCCAAGAAGGAACUGUUGGAAUCUGUGAUAGAGAGCAAGAAAGAGUUGGAAGACUUGAUUGAACAGAAAGAAGAAGAUGUUAGAGCGCUUGCUGAUGAGAAUUCUCAUUAUUUCAGGAAUGUGGAAAAAUCAAAAGACAAAAUUGGAGAACUCACUGCUAAGGUCAAGGAACUGGAGAAUGUAGAUAGGCAGCUCCAAGAAACAAAGGAAAAGUUUGAAAAGUUGACUGGUGAAUUAGAACAAACAAAAUCAGAAUUGAGCAAAAUGUCUUCUUCUGGAGAAGAACAUUUAGAAACCACACAUACUUUGAAGGAAGAAGUGAAUAAUCUUAAGAAAAACCUUGCGCAACAUCAGGAAUCGACAGGAGUAGAGAAAGAAAAUCUUCAAACAAAAGAAGAUGAACUCACAGAAGAACUAAAGGAAAGCACACAGAAAAUAAGUGAAUUGAAUGAGGAAUUACAUGCUGCAGAACUAGAGUUGUCUGGUGUCCAAGCAGAAUUGGAAUCUGUCCAAAAGACAAUGGCAGCUCAAGAAACUCAAUUGUCAGAAUCCAAUGAGAGAAUAAAUGUGAAAGAGGCAGAAAUUAGUCAACUGAAAAGCCAGAUUGAAUCUUUGAGAGACCAGUCGAAGGUCGAUGAAAGCAGCGCUGAUGCUGUAGACCAGCUUCAGACGGACCUAAUUGAGAAGAGUGCAAUAAUUAAUGAACUCCAGAAAGAGUUAGAAGUGAGUCGUGCUGGGUUGGAAAGUCAGCUUCAAACAUUCCAGGAAAGCAUUCAGAAUAAGGACAAUGAAAUCAGUCGAUUAGAUUCAUCACUGACUCAGCUGAGAAAUCAGAAAAAGUCACUUGAUGAGUCUCUCGUUGAGUAUGAGAGUCAGAUCGAGGACUUACAAAGGACCAACCUGCAGAAGGACGAAGAUGUAAACAGACUGCGUGAGGAAGUCGGAAACAUUACCACGCAGCUUCAACAACCGGCUAAACAACCCCUGCAGAAUGGUGAAAUGAAUAUCAGUGUGUCUGAAAGGAUAGAAGAUGCAUUGCCACCUUCAAGCCCUUUCAGUAAAUCCCCAACGGGUGUCUUCCAAGGUCAAGAUGGCUCCAUCAGUGACAACGAAAAGCACUACGAGAAAAUCAUCCAGGAGAGGGAGAAGGAGAUCAGUAUGCUACAACAUGAACGGCAAAGUCUCCUGACCAGUCUGAGUGAGAAGUCUACCUCAACUAUGGGUAACAGUGUCCUUGUGGACCUCCACAAGAACCAGAUGAAAGUGAAGACCCUGGAGUCUGAACGACAUCAGAUGAUGACUGUCUUAAACGAGAAGACAAGGGAGGCAAGCAACCUCAAGAAUGAAGUCCACAAGCUUGUGAAGGUUAUAUCAGCUCAGAAGUCUGCCCUGGAGAAAGCACAAGAGGAUGUCAAGGAGCUGCACAAUGCGUCCAGAGGACCAAGGGACGACAUGCAGAAGGAGGCCUUACAUAACCUCUCACGCAUCAUCCAGGAUAAGGACCUUGAGAUCGAAGCCUUGAAGCAGAAGAACACCUCUUUGCUGGAAGUUCUGCAGUCAGAGGCUCCAAGCAACAGUUCUCAGAUCUCAGGUGUGCUCUCUGAGAGUGAAAAACUCCAGAAGGAAAAUACCGUCCUGAAGGAGGAGAGAGAUCAACUUGUGGUGAGCAUUCACCAAAAACACCAAGAAAGCUUGGCUUAUUAUGAAGAGGUGCAGAGACUUGUGGGUAUCGUCAACGGAGAGGUACAAAAACACAGCGACUUAGAGAAACACCAUGGUGCCCUCCAAAGUAAAAUGGAUGAAUUGACCGAAUCUAUGAAUCAAUCAAAAAUGGAAUUAAAUGAGUCUUCCAGGGUGACGGGAUCAUUAGAGGAAGAACUAGAGAUUCAGAAGCAAUUAGUUGAAGAGUUGGAAAAUCAGGUUCAGUUGCUGGAUGACUCAGGAACAGAAAUGACUAAGAGGAUGGAGGAGUUGGAAAAACUGGAAGCAAGUAAAACCAAUGAACUUGGUGAGAAAGAAAAUGAACUAGCACAUCUGCAGCAUAUGCUUGAUGAAUUGAAGACAAGACGAGCACCUAUUAUAGAGGAGACUGUUGUGAAGGCAGAGAUGGCUCCUGUACAGCUAAGUGCUCCACCAGUGCAAUAUGAACAGAAGAUGCAGGAGAAGGAUGCAGAGAUUGCCGACCUCCGGUCACGUCUGCAACCACAACAGGUCACUCCUCAGGUCUCUGAAGAUAUGGUGAGUUUGAAAGAACAUGACGGAGAGCUUGCCAGUGUCAAGGACCAACUUGAAUCUCAGGGUCAUGCGUUACUGGAAAUGGACGGACUUGUCAAAGACAGAAGCAUGGAGCUGGAGCAGAAGAAACUGGAGAUUGCCACACUGAGGCAACAGAUUGACCAGCAAGAUCAGGCCAUCCUAGAUCAGAAUGCAACCCUUCAGAAGCACACCAGCGAUCUGCAGCAAUUGCACGUGGACCUGAAGGCGAAGACGGAAGAGGCGAACACGUUGCGCCAUCACACCCAGCAGAUCUCCAUGCGUUUACAGGCCGUGGAGCAGGAACUGGCACGGGCACACCAGGAGAUCACCAACCAACAGCACAUGGUGCUCAAUAAGGACGGUGAGCUCCGACAGCUCCAGGACCUCAUGAGCAGGAUGAGUGCCGAGGUGAGGGAGAAGGACUUUGAAUUAACAGCAUUGCGGGACAAAUGUAAGACUCUUGCUAAGCUGGUGGAUGAUAAGGACACAGAUGUUCAAGGAGAAGUCCGCAGGUUGCUUGGUGAAGCCGAGGCGAUGCAGACACAAGCACAACGUUUCCAGCAGGAGAGGGACCAGGCAAUGAUGGCUUUAGAGAAAUGUCAGAGAGACCUUCUACUACUGCAGGAAGAGGCUGCGAUGCGCGGAGGAAACGAACAGAAGUUAAUGCGUGAGCUGGAGAGAUUGCGAAAUCACUUGAUUCAGAUGGAAGAUACCUACACACAGGAGGCACUUCAAGCAGAAGAGAGAGAGAAAGAGUUGAGAAACAGACUCAGUAUGGCAGAAGAACAUGCCCAUAGCAGCUCCUCAGCUGUGCAGAGUGUUAGUAAGGAAGCAAGUGCGCAGAUAGACAGUCUUCAGGACCAACUCGGUGCCAUGAAUGAACAGAAAGACCACGCCUUGAUGCAGCUGUCUAUGGUCCAGUCGGAAUCAGAAGAAUACAUCCUGUCUCUUGGCAACCUCCAAAUGGUUUUGGAACAGUUCCAACAAGAAAAAGAAGCCUCCAUAGCAGCCGAAGUAGAGGUAUAUGAACUAAAGGCCCGAGAGAAGCAACGUAUUGCUGCAGAUCUACUCAAACAGAAUGUUGAUCUACAGGAGAGAUUGUCAUCUGCCCAGGAAUCAUUAGACAUAGCAUCACGUCUGAGUGAACAACUAGAUAAGAAAGAAGAAGCUAUGGAAAGACUCAGAGCUGAAAUGUACAAGAAGGAAGAAAUAUUGGAAGAGUUUCAGCGGAGAUUUGAUGAGGUGUCUAGCAGCAGCGAGACCAAGGUUGACCAGCCUCUAGUGAAGAAUCUAUUCAUGAACUACCUGUCAGCACCUCAGCCCAAGAAACAAGAGAUGAUGAAAGUGAUUACUAAUGUUCUCAACUUCUCACCAGAAGAUAUGCACAAGGCUGGUCUUAGUUCUGGAGCUGGUGGAUGGUUAAGUGGUUUCUUCAAUCGCUCUCCUCACCCCACUCCCCCUGCUACACCUACCAAAGCUAAUGUAUCUUUCAGUCAGCAAUUCGUUCAGUUUCUGGAGUCCGAGUCGACACCGAAGCGCAGCCCUCGUCUGCCAGUAGAUGAGAUGAGCCAGGACAGACACCAUCAUCCUGCUUUUAAUCCAUUCUCCGCUCCUGUACCUCAGCAAUCCCCCUUCAUCCAGCCAGGCUCCCCCGUGGGGAGUGGGGUAGGUACACCUAAAGGCCCAGGGGCCGCCCACCCCUUCCUCAAGGCUACCGGACAGCCAGCCACGCCCAUUGGAGCAUUACAGCCAGUGAUAGCCUCGGCUGGGGUGUCAGCGGGAAAUCCCCUAGGAGCCGCCGCCCAUUCCUUCCCGAGCAUGCCUGCAUUCACUCCUGUACCGGUGAGAGAGGGCGCUACACCUGGUCGAGGGUCACCUAGAGGUCAGGCUGCCGUCCUAGGUGAUAUACUACAAUAGACAAGGGACAUGGACAUUCACUUUCAACUCAAAGUUCAUUGACAUACAGGAAUAUACAUGAAGAUUGCUGUCAUGAACGUGAAAAUUGUGAUCCCUCAGUCACACCUAUGAUACCGACAUCAGAAUGACAACAGACAAAACAAAACAUUGCAUGAUCUCUUAUUGUUAAACUAUGUUGGUUUGGAGUCGGUGUGGAGUCACUUUGGCUGUGUGACCGACGUAGAAUUUGUUGCUCUUCUGAAGCUACCGGAUAAUGGUCCCCCAAGUGAAUUGUACAGUGGACGUUCAGGGUGCUACACUUGAUACUACACAAUUUAGCAACAUUGCUCUGUUCAGUUGUUGAAAAUGCCAUGUUAGAAUAUAAUUACUGUUUGUAACUUCUGUAUUUAUUUCCCCUUUUAAGUUUAAUUAAAUGUUCACAUUUUAAAAUUCUUUAAAGUACCUACUUGUAUGUAUCUUUUAAAUCUAAUACAGAUUGCCACAUAUAUGUACUUUCCAAUAAAUUUCUGUUUUAAUUUUUUACCUUCCAAUCGCUAAAAUUUAAUUUGCCUUUUACUUAUGGUAUUAAUGGUUAAACAAGCAAAAUAUCUGUCUUGUUCUCAUGUAUAACCAAGUUACUUCAACAAACGUUCUUUGAUUUUAUAGACGCUGUAAAGGGUCGUUCAGAUGUUUAUGACAUUGCAAAACCAGGGUGUUUUUUUUGUGAUGAUGUAAAAAGUGAAACAAUUUCUCUAUCUCAGUGAUUACACACAAGUCUUUUGUUGUGCGCUGUAGCCGUUCAUUUUACACGUUAACAAAAAAGUGGCUGCUUUUUUGCAACUUUUUACCGCGCCACAUCUCAACGAACCUUUAUAGAAGAUGCUUUGCAUCGUGUGGUCAACAAAGGGUCUGUAUGAUUUAAACCUGCAUUUGAGUCAAUUGUUUUGUCAAUAGAAAGAGUCAUUUUCAUUAGCCAUUUACUGCCAAACGAAUAUGAGAUCUAAUUUCAUCAGGUAAUUCAACAUUGUGUGUGGCUUUUUAGGUUAACACUAUUCAACAAGACAUUUAAUUGUUCACUGAGUAUGUAUUAAGAAUAUAUAUCACUUCUACAAAGUGAUAUUUGAAGCUCAUUUGGUGAAUAUAAUAUAACCACAUGGAAUCCCUAACACCAAGAGCAAAACAUGUUAUGUAAACUGUAUAUGAGUUCAGGCUCCAAACUGAUGAUUUUCUCUUUGUUAAGUCUUUAAGGCUUUGAUGCUCCAAAUUUGAAUGUCAUUAUGUUGUCUCAGCAAAGAGAAAGCAGGAGUUAGAUUAUAUUUGCGUAUUGUAAAGACUAUCAAAUUUCAUUGUUUAGUGACUCCGUUUGAAGAGGCUAAUUUUUCUAAUUAUUAGAUAAUUAUUUCUUUAUUGACCAAGAAUUACUGGAAAAAGAUUUAGCGUUGAUGUAACUUGCCAUUAAAUUGAAUUGUAUAUCUGGAUAUGGCUCCUACAUAUGAUAUGUUCAUUUCAUCUUCUUCUUUAUCUUCAUCUGAAUUCUGUUGUGCAAUUUUGAGAGCUUGAGGCAUAGAAUUAUUACAUUGUUUAUUGUGAAUAUAAAAGACAAAUAGUUUGAUUAUUUUGCUAAAUGUAGUAAGUGGGAAUGUUUUUUUGUUUGUAAUUUUAUAUCCUGGGCCCUGUCUUUCAAAGAGUUGAUAUUAAAUAAUCAUAACUUAUUUCAGAUUGAUAUCUAUCCUAACUAUGUACGUAAAAGAUAUUAGUUUGCAAACUUGGGUUUGAUCCAAAUCAAUCGCAACUCUUCAUUAGACGGGGCUCAGAUAUUUAUUUUUGGCAUUUUCAUACUUGUUUGUAAUGAGAAUGGAAUUGUGCUUCUUGAAAUAUACUGUAAUUGUUUUAUUUUAUCAACAUGUAUUGUAAAAAAAGUGUUUACUUUAGCUCUUCUUCACUGUUUCAAUGUUUCCAGUUAUGAUAGACCGGAAGAAUCUCUAUAACUGCAUGAUACUUUAAAAGGAUUUCCUGUCACUGAAUGUAAUAAAUCAUGAAUUUAAUAGAUAUAAAGGUAAUGAACCCAUGAAAAUAAUUUCUAGCAACAGAUUUACUUUAUAAAAUUGUCAAAGGCUGUUUCUAAUUUGCUGCACGGUCUCUAUUUACACAAUGAAAACUUUCUUAUCUUCAUGGUUUUAAAUAUUAUCCAAAAUUCAAACACUGUAAUCUUUUAUGGCAAUACCCAUGAUUUCUUUUCCUUCAUUCAAUUUGUGUAUAUUAUUUGCUAGCGUUGUAGGUGAAAUGCUGAAUCAAAGUUCUACUUAGGUAAUAAAAUUCCUUUAAUUAAAUGAUUUGAGCCAGUCUUGCUUAUAUUUAGGAUUGUUGUAUAACCCUUUACUUGGUACAUUAUACUGGUAUAUCCUUCGAAAAUUAAUUUUCAUUUUCAUGUCAUGUUGACGAUUAAGAAGAAGUAUACUGAUUAUGAAAAUUUGUAUCCUUGUUUUAAAUACUUAAAAAGAAUUACACUGUGUAUGUAUUUUCUACCCACUUUUUCACAUACUUAACUGAUUAUUUCAAACAUGUUUUCAUUUUUUAAAAUUUGGAUACAGAAUUGGACAUGCACUAAGAGCUCAAUGUGCUACAUGUAUACUUUGAUUUUGGGGUGAAAAUUUGUUUAUGUUGAACUAGAAUGAUGCCUUCCAAUACCUAGGAUAAAAUUAAUUUCUUAUUUGUAUGAAUACUUAAAGAUGUAAUAAGUGGUAUGAAUGUCCAUAGAGAAAAGAUUUUCUUGUGUUUUCAGGGUUCUAAGAUAUUUCUAGCGCUGCUAGAUUCUGGCUGACUUAGAAGAGUGUUUCUCAUUGAAAUGUGUACUAAAAGGACCUGCACAUUAAUACCACUUGCCUCUAAAGACCUUGUCUCCCUUGAGUGGUCUUAUAUAUACAGGUUUCACUGCAUCUUGGUAAUUUUAUGAUAUAGAUUGUGCUCUGUUUCAUCGAUAUUUCCUCGAGAAAAGUCUGGCCUGAAAUCAUAUAUCUCUUAGAGUAUGUAGCUUAGGUUCAUAAUGUAAUAUGCAUUUAAGACAUUGUUGCUACAUGUAUGCAGAGAAACCUUUGGCAAGCUGUUUGGUCGUCCUGAUCAACAUUUUGUUAGUGAAGCUUACAAAGAACAUUAUGAUGAAAAGAGUAGUUUAAUUGUCGCUCAGUUGCAGAUCAUAUGUAGCUCAUGAUUAUACUUAAACAAUUUAUGAUUCUUUAAUUGUUAUCAACAUACAGUCUAAGUGAGUAAAAUGUAGUACUAGCCAUUAUAUUUGUUUGUAUAUUUAGCAGGGUUUUCCCAAUUGAUAUUCUUAAUUUGCAAUGCUGAUGCCAGUAGAUGGUAUUAGGCCUCGAAUCAGAGCUGAGUGCCUAUGAUUUCUAGUAAAAUAUUUCCAUCAAAUGUUGGAUAUUUAUACAACAAAUUGAUAUUGUACAGAAAUAGAUGAUACAUUUUUAAAGAAAUCUAUAUUAGCAUA